GCCCGAGACAGAGACAGAGACGGCGCGGCGACGAGCAAGCCCUAGGCGACGACGCGGCGGCGAACCCCAUCUCACCGUCGCUGGAUUCGGGCUCUCCCCGGCGACCCGGCCAUGUCCACCAAGAGGGUUCUUUGUAAGUUCUUCAUGCAUGGAGCUUGCUUGAAAGGAGACUACUGUGAGUUCUCCCAUGACUGGAGUGACCAAUCAAAUAAUGUUUGCACCUUUUACCAGAAAGGCUCAUGCUCCUAUGGUAGCCGUUGCAGAUAUGAUCAUGUCAAAGUUUCUCGUAAGAACCCAGUGCCUCCACUACCAUCAUCAAGUACUGCAGCACGUAAUUCCCUAGCGCCUCUGCCACCAUCAUCAAAUACCGCAACACGUGUUGCAUCUACUUCUCUACAACUCUUAAGUCCUGGACGUCCUCUUCACUUGGGACACCAAACAAAUUCAAGCAACCAAAGACAACAGGUAUCUACAGAUUUGCUGCCACUUUCUGGAAGUAAGCCUGCAUGGAAGAAUGAGGUCCAACUUGUAGAGGACGGGAUUGACUGGUCGUUCAAUCAAACUGAGCAAAACCAAACUUCCAUCAAACUUGCUGAUAUGCCAAUUUGUUCUUUUGCUGCUGCUGGUAACUGCCCAUAUGCGGAAGAGUGCCCUAACAUGCAUGGAGAUAUGUGCGCAGUCUGUGGGAAAAUGUGCUUGCAUCCCUAUCGUCCCGAUGAGAGGCAGGAGCAUAUCAAGCUAUGUGAAAAGAACCAUAAGCGUCUUGAGGCUUUGAAACGUAGCCAAGAAAUAGAAUGCAGUGUCUGCUUGGACCGUGUGCUCUCAAAGCCUACUGCCGCUGAAAGGAAAUUUGGGCUGUUAUCUGAAUGUGAUCAUCCCUUCUGUAUUUCAUGCAUUAGAAAUUGGCGUGGCAACUCUCCUUCAUCUGGUAUGGAUGUGAACUCAGCACUGAGGGCUUGCCCAAUAUGUCGCAAACUAUCCUACUAUGUCAUUCCAAGUGUUCUUUGGUACUUUUCGAAGGAGGAAAAGCUGGAGAUAACUGAAAACUACAAAGCAAAGCUCAAGUCUAUAGAUUGCAAGUACUUUGAUUUUGGAACGGGUACUUGCCCCUUUGGGACUAGCUGUUUCUACAAGCAUGCUUACAGAGAUGGCCGCUUGGAAGAAGUUACACUGCGACAUCUUGAUUGUGAUGAUGGAAGUACACUUAUUGCUAAGAACAUUAGAUUGUCAGACUUCCUCAGUCGAUUGCAUCUAUAGGGACCAGCAGCUGUAUAUAUUAUCAAAUGUAAGAUCUUUUGAGGGGCAUUCUGGGAUUUUGCUAUCUACCAAACAUGUGAAGUCUUCUGAAGGCAUUGGUUUAAACUGAGGCAUCUUCGAAAAGUGUUGCUUUAUUAACUCCAAUUUUGGUGGUUGAUUUGUCGUCAGUCAUACAAA
Molecule: messenger RNA, 1434 nt
Organism: Lolium rigidum
Lineage: Eukaryota; Viridiplantae; Streptophyta; Magnoliopsida; Poales; Poaceae
Product: E3 ubiquitin-protein ligase makorin-like
Exons: 7
Coding region: 112-1257 (381 amino acids)
Biological process (GO): protein polyubiquitination
Molecular function (GO): ubiquitin protein ligase activity; metal ion binding
Source: RefSeq, a predicted model, not a curated record